AACGGUUUGUCAACCUUCACCCGCCCUACCGUUUAAGCUUUUAGACAGUGUUGGAAUUGGAUAUGCCCCCAGCCUCAUAUCUUCGGCAUCACUCAAAUUCUCAAUUAAAGAUAACAACUGAGAUUCGGCCUUACAAUUUACAAAUGUCCAUAGAGAACCUCUGAAUUCUUUCCUGAAUCAUCACCCCUCUUCCGUGGACCAUUUUUCUCUUUCUAUCUCCCCUUGGCCCCCAAAAACAAAAAAACAAAAAAAAUGAUUCCUUGCAUUUCCCACAUGUCUUGCCUUUAACAUAUUCCUUUCCCGUGCAAGGCAUGAACAGAUGGAUUCCAUUCACAGGUUCUCCAUAUCCAUAAUCCACUUCCUUAAAAACAAAAGCAUAUAUUGGUUUUUUCUCUAACUUUACAGCUCCAUGCCUCCAUGGCUCGGGAGUCACAGGCACCUCGUGUCACACAGAUACAGGUCCGAGUGGACUGCAACGGGUGCGUGCAGAAGAUCAAAAAAGCACUAAAUGGAAUUCAUGGUAUACAUGAUCUUCGUGUUGACUUACUUCGACAAAAGCUCACAAUUAUUGGGUGGGCAGAUCCAGAACAAGUUGUCAAAGCAAUUAAGAAGACAAAGAAGAAUGCCAUCAUUUGCUCUAGUUUUGAACUACCGUCUCCAUCUAAACCAACUGAACCAGAACCAAAAGGAAAUGCAAAUGCACCAGCUCCUGAUGCAACACAACCACCACCAACGCAAGCUCCACCGCCUCAACAGCCACCACCUGAAGCAACAACAUCACACAUACCUACAUGGCACAACACAACCCGACAGUGGCAGAACAACACAGGAACAGAAGAAUUAGAGCAGGUUCAUGUGACACCCCAUCAUCUGCCUAACUACGUUAACAGAUUCAGUUCUGGCCACAAACAUGUUGAACACUGGUACAGAUACCAUAAUGGUCCUAUAUUUCUAAAAGAGCCAUCCCGACCCAUGUAUGUGACACACAGCUAUAACACACACGUGCCUUCGUCAUACGUCACUGAAUAUGAAUAUGUCAGAUCACCUUCCAGAUACACACAUUACAAUUGUAUAGAACACUACAGUGGAGAUUACCAGAACAACAAUGUAAACAUCGCAUCCAUGUUCAGCGAUGACAAUCCGAAUGCAUGUUGCAUUGUCUAGUAGUAGUUAGGGUGUCAUGAGCUGUUUAUGAAAAGUACAGAGAAAGUCUCUUAUGCUCUCAUAUGUCUUGAUAAGUGAGUUGUCGAAGACGAUUCGUAAAACAAUAUAAUACUUUAGUUUGCAUGUGAUCUGAGAAUGGAGAUAAUAUUCCUAA
This is a messenger RNA of Glycine soja, 1318 nucleotides long. RefSeq lists its product as uncharacterized. The transcript is spliced from 3 exons. The record is from RefSeq and is a predicted model, not a curated record. Lineage: Eukaryota; Viridiplantae; Streptophyta; Magnoliopsida; Fabales; Fabaceae. Bases 418 to 1164 code for a protein of 248 amino acids. Gene Ontology annotation, molecular function: metal ion binding.